Molecule: messenger RNA, 790 nt
Organism: Alnus glutinosa
Lineage: Eukaryota; Viridiplantae; Streptophyta; Magnoliopsida; Fagales; Betulaceae
Product: non-classical arabinogalactan protein 30-like
Exons: 1
Coding region: 67-597 (176 amino acids)
Source: RefSeq, a predicted model, not a curated record
CUCUCUUCACUCCACAGGCAUUUCCUCACAAAAGUGAUCUCUAAGCAAAAGUACGCAUCCAAGAGAAUGGCAAGCAGCCACCUUGUAGUCCUCUUCUCACUCCUCCUCCCUUUGGCCUUCCCUUCCACAGCUGCUUCUGGAGAUGUCCCAUCAAAAACACCAGAGAACAAAACCGAAGUGGUGGUGGAAGGCAUUGUCUACUGCCAGAGCUGCGACCACGUAGGAACAGGGUCUUUGACGGGGGCCAAGCCCAUCCCUGCGGCUAAAGUAGGUGUCAUCUGCAAUGACCACAAAAAAAGAGUUAGCUUCUACAAGGCGUUUGAAGCAAACGCAAAUGGCUACUUCUAUGCGCCACUGGAGGGAUUCAAGAUGAGUAACUCUAUAUUGGAGCAUCCCCUCCAAGCGUGCCAUGUGAAACUCCUUUCGUCUCCUCUUGCAAACUGCAGCAUCCCCACCAAUGUUAAUUAUGGACUCUACGGCUCUCCUCUUCGUUAUGAAGACAAGAAAUUCGUUGGAAAAAACUAUGUGGCCGUGAUCUAUGCUGCAGGCCCCUUCGCUUUCCGUCCAGCUUAUUGCCCUAUCCAACCACACAACUAAGAUUGCUAACAAUUGUCGUUGGCCCCUGAGUAAUCCAUCUUUUUUUUUUUCUUUUUUUUGUUAAGUAAGAAGCAGGGAACCCGGCCAGUCUGCACGCUGGGUUGAAUUUCAAUUAAUCCAUCUUUGUAUUAAGUGUUGAUCAGUUUGGAUAGGAAUUGAUAUGUUGGCAAUUUGUGCUAUUUGAUUGAAUAAA